GGGAAGCCGGGCUCUUGCGGCCGCCUGGCGUCAGGGCACUGGGCCUCGGGCUUGCCUCGGCGGUGAGCGGGCCGCUGGCUGCGGGGGCGCGCACGCCCUGGUCUCAGGGGCCCUGGGCGUUCUUAGUUUUUUUUUUUUAAUUUGUAUUCCUGGGGCCCCACCUAUCUGGUCUCCCCACCUGUCUGCUUUCCAUUUUUUCCUUUUUCCGUGGUUAACAUUUGCUCUGCUGUUUACUCAAUUAUUUCUGUUUUUCUUGGCCUCUCUCACGUUCCUUUAUUUUCCCUUCUCUUCUCUCCUUACCGCCAGAUCUCAGCAUUACCCCGUCUCCAGCCUGGCUGAACGGCCUUAAUUAGUCCACGCCCCCCCCCCUUUCUUUUUAAACAUUUUUUCCCUUACUUCAGGUGAUUCCUUUUUCCAGUUUUUAUGAUUCUGAGAGUUUUUGUGGGAUUGGAGUCAAUUCUCAGGCCAAUCUCUGUGGGUAGAUCAUGAUUUAUUUACUGCCGGUGACCUCUUCUCGGGCUCAGUGAAGCCACCAGAUGCGGGAGCCUUUGCCCCGUCUGCAGCUCAGAUAAGCGCCUCCAGCCAUCGUAGUUAUCUUUGUGACAGGCCGCUGAGGCUCCUGGCCAGAAGCUGGAGGGGGCUUGGCCAAUGAGAGGGAGAAACGGUUCAGCUGUGCUUUCUACCUCUGAGAUAGAAAUGUCUGCAGACGGCGGAGGCACCCGGGCUGCCCAGGACAAGGAGAGAGCUCGAGAGGUUCCAGGUCAUGGGCAUCCUGGUCAAGAAAUGCUUUCUGAGUUGGAGGAGAUGGUGCCUUUGGGAGCUGCUCGGGAGUCACCCCACAUCAAGACGGAGCCGGAAGAGCCAUACCCCGAGGGGGCGUCGCAGGGGGAUGGGGCUCCAGGAACGCCAGGCUGGCUGUCCCUAAGCCAGGGCUGUAAGGAGAAAGCUCUAUUCCUGCCUGGUGGAGCCCUCCCGUCCCCCCAGAUCCCCAUGCUCCCUCGCGAGGGGAGGACCAGGGACCGGCAGAUGGCUGCAGCGCUUCUCACCGCCUGGUCCCAGAUGCCGGUGACCUUUGAGGAUGUGGCUCUGUACCUCUCUCGGGAGGAGUGGGGUCGGCUGGACCACGCGCAGCAGAACUUCUAUAGGGACGUCCUGCAGAAGAGGAAUGGGCUGUCCUUGGGAUUUCCCUUCAGCAGACCUUUCUGGGCCUCCCAAGGACAGGGCAAGGGUGAGACCUCGAGCUCGUGCCGGCAGAUGGGAGAUGAGGAGAAGACAGAAUUUCCCUGGGUCCCUCACGGAAGUCUCUCUCUUGCUGGAAACUCUCUUUCUCCAGGAGCCAUUGAGGUGGGCAAGGAGGAGCCGGCCCCAUCCCUGGCAGCCCUUGGGGAUGUGAAGUCUUUCAGAAGCAGGGUGGGGAGAGCCCAGGGGGAUGUCCUGCAGUGUGGGCAGCAAGCAGGCAGCGGCCAGAGCUCAGGGCCAGCCAAAGACAAUGGGCAGCCAGGUCCCCCAGAGGAGAGACAGGAGAAACCAGCCCCGCCUGACACCAGCCUCACCAAGGCCCAGGAGGGCCACCUCCCAGAGAAACCCAGAGAGGAGCGGACGGGCACCCCCGAGAGCAGUGAGGAGGGCCUGGCCCCCGAUGGUGACGCCAGCAAGAAGACCUACAAGUGUGAGCAGUGUGGCAAGGGCUUCAGCUGGCACUCCCACCUGGUGACCCACCGGCGCACGCACACGGGCGAGAAGCCCUAUGCCUGCACGGACUGCGGCAAGCGCUUUGGCCGCAGCUCGCACCUCAUACAGCACCAGAUCAUCCAUACGGGCGAGAAGCCCUACACCUGCCCCUCCUGCUGGAAGAGCUUCAGCCACCACUCGACGCUGAUCCAGCACCAGCGCAUCCACACGGGCGAGAAGCCCUACGUGUGCGACUGCUGUGCCAAGCGCUUCACCCGCCGUUCGGACCUGGUCACCCACCAGGGCACCCACACGGGCGCCAAGCCCCACAAGUGCCCCAUCUGCAGCAAGUGCUUCACGCAGAGCUCAGCCCUGGUCACGCACCAGCGCACCCACACUGGGGUCAAGCCCUACCCGUGCCCCGAGUGCGGCAAGUGCUUCAGCCAGCGCUCCAACCUCAUUGCCCACAACCGCACGCACACGGGCGAGAAGCCCUACCAUUGCCUCGACUGUGGCAAGAGCUUCAGUCACAGCUCACACCUCACCGCCCACCAACGCACCCAUCGCGGCGUCCGGCCCUACUCCUGCCCCCUGUGUGGCAAGAGCUUCAGCCGGCGCUCCAACCUGCACCGGCACGAGAAGAUCCACACGACGGGGCCCAAGGCCCUGGCCAUGCUGAUGCUGGGGGCGGCGGGGGCUCUGGCAGCACCCCCGCCUGCUCCCACUUAGGAGCCCAGGAGGAGGGGCGGGCUGUGGGGGAGGUUCGAAGGCAGCGUGAGAAGGGGCGUGGGAAGGGCGUGGGAGGUGCUGGCAUGGGGUGGGGCAUGGCAACACAGGAGCGAGGGUGAGGUGCGGGCACGCUAGCUACGAAUUAAAGGCCUUGGAAUUCCAGCCACUGCUUACGCUCUGUCUCGUGGGGCCCUGGUGGUGAGUCUGAGGUGGGGGCCUCCAGGGUCAGCCAUGUCAGCAUGGCUGAGGCAUCCCUGAGUCACUGCUGUUGGGCCUUGGGCACUCUCCUUCCCAGCCUUGACCUGACUUGGGGCCAUUCCAGAGCCAUCAGGACCAUAAGUCGACCAGCAAAGUUUUCUGGGCACGGAGAGGUUUCCAGACCUGAAGCCAGCCAGCCACUUCUGAGGCUGUGGAUCCCCUUGAAGGGUCAGCCUGCUGCUGCUGCCAUUACCAUUGUCCUCGGGGCAUUGCCCACUGAGUCCAGGACACUCCUUUGGCUCUUCUAUUUGGGAGCUGGAGCAGGGCUGAGCCAGCUGGGAACUCAUGCUCUUUGUCUGCAGCCCUCCCUGUCUCCUGUCUCAUGCACUGGAGGCCCGUUUUGUGACUGGACAUUUUCCAUGUGUUUCCACUGGGGCGCAGCCAUAAUCCAGUGAGGACUCCUCCUUUACCAGGGACCACUGUCCCUCCUGGUGCCAGCAACCUUUGCUACUUUUUACUUCCUUGGCCUCUUUGUACAUGUCCUUUAUAAUUUGCCCUACCUGCCCCU
Messenger RNA from Ailuropoda melanoleuca (giant panda), 3166 nucleotides. RefSeq names its product zinc finger protein 205 (gene ZNF205). Bases 649 to 2400 code for a protein of 583 amino acids. Lineage: Eukaryota; Metazoa; Chordata; Mammalia; Carnivora; Ursidae. The record is from RefSeq and is a predicted model, not a curated record. Gene Ontology annotation, biological process: regulation of transcription by RNA polymerase II. Gene Ontology annotation, cellular component: nucleus. Gene Ontology annotation, molecular function: RNA polymerase II cis-regulatory region sequence-specific DNA binding; DNA-binding transcription factor activity, RNA polymerase II-specific. The transcript is spliced from 7 exons.